GUCAUGGUAACAAUUGUUGUAAUGGCGCUUUAUUCCUUUUUCGACAAUGUCAACAACGUGUUUUAUUUGUAAUAAUUUAUAGACAGAGAAAGCCACAAUCUAUCGGAAUAAGCAACGCGGUGUGUCAUUUAUUAAAGUUCUGCUGACUGUAGAAGUGAAGUGUGUCUUUAAGCAGUGAUUUAGUGCUGCUUCUGUUCGUCGAGAGAAAUGACCUGCCGUGAACUCAACUCCAGAACCUCGAAGCUUCUCAGUGAAAUCCACGAGAUUUAUCAAGAUAUCAGAGAAGAGUCAAUACAACCAGCAGAGACUUCUGGUAGGUCGGUGGAGAACACGGUGAUUCUGCUUAAAGAGAAAGCAGAAAGAGGAGAUUUGCAAGCCGCCUUCCUCCUGGGACAGUUGCACUAUGAGGAGGGCCGCUACGCAGAAGCAGAGAUCAUCUUUGAUGGCAUUAAAGAUGAAGAUCCUCGAGCUCUGUAUCAGCUGGCUGUCAUAUAUUACGAUGGCCUUGGAACCAAAGAAGACCUUCGCAAGGCAAUUGAGUACAUGAGAACAGUUGCAUUCUGGGAUUCGUCCGAGGUGGGCUGUAUCAGAUACGCAGCGCUGUAUAACCUGGGCCGGUCGUAUCUGGAGGGUUAUGGUGUCGAGGCGUCCAGCACUGAAGCAGAGCGGCUUUGGCUCCUGGCAGCUGAUGAUGGAAACCCGAACGCUAGUGUGAAAGCGCAGUCGUCUCUGGGCAUGUUUUACUGCAGACCGGAGACUCUGGACCUCAGAAAGGCGUUCUCGUGGCACUCGGAGGCGUGUGGUAACGGCAGUCUGGAGUCUCAGGGCGCUCUGGGUGUCAUGUAUCUGUACGGUCACGGCGUGCAGAAGGACCCCGACGCAGCCCUGUUCUGCCUGAAGGAGGCGGCAGAGAGAGGAAACGUCUACGCUCAGGGUCACCUGACGGCCUGCUACUACCACAGGAAGCUCUACUCCAGAGCAGCCGCCCUGGGAGAGAGAGUGUGCGGAUACGAGGACAUCAGUGCCAUAGCGCGGCACACGGACUGUCUGGAGGAGUACAUCAGGAAGGGCAUCGCUAUAGCCAUGUUUUACUACGCACGCUGCCUUCAGCUGGGCCGAGGCGUCCUGAAGAACAGAGACAGAGUGAAGAGCUACUUCUCACAGGCUGCCAGGAUCGAUCCAGAGAUCUGUAAGGAGCUGCAAAUGGACGUGGUGCACGGCAGGAUAUAAAUCACAAGUGCAACAGCAAUCACUCAUUUAAUCUCAUCAAUGUAAUUGAUGGAUAUACAGUUGUGCUCAUGAGUAAGCAUAUCCCUUGCAGAAUAUGGAAAAUGUCAUUUCAUUUGAACUAAAUAAGGGGGAUCAUGGAAAUUGCAUGUUAUUUAUUUAUUUUAUUUAACACUGUCUUGAAUAAGCUAUUUCACGUAACAGAUGUUUAUGUAUUCUCUACAAGACAAAAUAAUAACAGAUUUUUUUUUUUAAAUACCUUAUUCAAAAGUUCUUUCUGUUUUGUGAUAGUUGUUCAUGAGUCCCUUUUUGGUCCUGAGCAGUUGAGCCUGCUGUUCUUCAGAAAAAUCCUCAAGCUCUGGCACAUUCUUUGGUUUUCCAACAUUUUCUGCAAAUUUGAACCUUUUCCAAAAGUGACUGUAUGAUUUUGAUAUCCAUCUUUUGGACAGUUGGGGGACUCAUACAUAACUAUGGUAUAAGGUAGAAAGCAACAUUUAUUGAUGCUCAAGAAGGCAACACAAUGCAUUAAGAGCUGGGGGUGCAACCUUUUUGAAUUGUAUGAUCAGAGUAAAUUGUACUCAUUUUUUCUUCUGGGAAACAUUUAAAUAUUUGUGUAGCUUCUUGAGUGCAGUACCAGAUGAAAAAAACAUGAUCUUUAAACAAAAUAAGAAAAAUGUACAUAUCAUCAUCCUGUUCAAAAGUUUACACCCCCAGCUCUUAAUGCGUUGUGUUGCCUUCUUGAGCAUCAGUAAAUGUUUCCACCUUUUGUAAUAGCUGUUUAUGGAUCUCAAAAUCAUACAGUCACUGUUG
Messenger RNA from Carassius auratus (goldfish), 2037 nucleotides. RefSeq names its product LRP2-binding protein-like. NCBI's taxonomy places the organism in Eukaryota, Metazoa, Chordata, Actinopteri, Cypriniformes, Cyprinidae. The coding region runs from base 208 to 1230 and encodes 340 amino acids. Gene Ontology annotation, molecular function: protein binding. The transcript is spliced from 8 exons. The record is from RefSeq and is a predicted model, not a curated record.